AGAGAUAGUUCUACAAUGUCCAAGUCAUUCCAGCAGUCAUCUCUUGGUAGCAACUCGCGGGGUCGUGGGCGUGACCUGUCUGCAGCAGGAAUAGGCCUUCUUGCUGCUGCUACCCAGUCUUUAAGUAUGCCAGCAUCUCUUGGAAGGAUGAACCAGGGUACUGCACGCCUUGCUAGUUUAAUGAAUCUUGGAAUGAGUUCUUCAUUGAAUCAACAAGGAGCUCAUAGUGCACUGUCUUCUGCUAGUACUUCUUCCCAUAAUUUGCAGUCUAUAUUUAACAUUGGAAGUAGAGGUCCGCUCCCUUUGUCUUCUCAACACCGUGGGGAUGCAGACCAGGCCAGUAACAUUUUGGCCAGCUUUGGUCUGUCUGCUAGAGACUUCGAUGAACUGAGUCGUUAUCCAGAGGACAAGAUUACUCCUGAGAACUUGCCCCAAAUCCUUCUACAGCUUAAAAGGAGGAGAACUGAAGAAGGCCCUACAUUGAGUUAUGGUAGAGAUGGCAGAUCUGCUACACGGGAGCCACCAUACAGAGUACCUAGGGACGAUUGGGAAGAAAAAAGGCACUUUAGAACAGACAGUUUUGAUGAUCGUGGUCCUAGUCUCAACCCAGUGCUUGAUUAUGACCAUGGAAGUCGUUCUCAAGAAUCUGGUUAUUAUGACAGAAUGGAUUAUGAAGAUGACAGAUUAAGAGAUGGAGAAAGGUGUAGGGAUGAUUCUUUUUUUGGUGAGACCUCGCAUAACUAUCAUAAAUUUGACAGUGAGUAUGAGAGAAUGGGACGUGGUCCUGGCCCCUUACAAGAGAGAUCUCUCUUUGAGAAAAAGAGGGGCGCUCCUCCAAGUAGCAAUAUUGAAGACUUCCAUGGACUCUUACUGAAGGGUUAUCCCCAUCUGUGCUCUAUAUGUGAUUUGCCAGUUCAUUCUAAUAAGGAGUGGAGUCAACAUAUCAAUGGAGCAAGUCACGGUCGUCGACGCCAGCUUCUUCUUGAAAUCUACCCAGAAUGGAAUCCUGACAAUGAUACAGGACACACAAUGGGUGAUCCAUUCAUGUUGCAGCAAUCUACAAACCCAGCACCAGGAAUUCUGGGACCUCUGCCUCUCUCAUUUCAUCUUGAGGGACCAGCAGUUGGACCAAGAGGAAAUCUGGGUGCUGGAAAUGGAAACCUGCAAGGACCAAGACACAUGCAAAAGGGCAGAGUGGAAACUAGCCGAGUUGUUCACAUCAUGGAUUUCCAGCGAGGGAAAAACUUGAGAUAUCAACUCUUACAGCUGGUGGAACCAUUUGGAGUUAUUUCAAAUCAUCUGAUUCUAAAUAAAAUUAAUGAGGCAUUUAUUGAAAUGGCAACCACAGAAGAUGCUCAGGCUGCAGUGGAUUAUUAUACAACCACACCAGCAUUAGUAUUUGGCAAGCCAGUGAGAGUUCAUUUAUCCCAGAAGUAUAAAAGAAUAAAGAAACCUGAAGGGAAGCCAGACCAGAAGGUUGAUCAAAAACAAGAGCUUGGACAUGUGACACAUCUCAGCAAUUUACCUCAUUCUGGCUAUUCUGACAGUGCUGUCCUCAAGCUUGCUGAGCCUUAUGGGAAGAUUAAGAAUUAUAUACUGAUGAGGAUGAAAAGUCAGGUCUUUAUUGAGAUGGAGACCAGAGAAGAUGCAACAAUGGUUGACCACUGUUUGAAAAAGGCCCUUUGGUUUCAACAGAGAUGUGUAAAAGUUGACCUGUCUGAAAAAUACAAAAAAUUGGUACUCAGGAUUCCCAACAGAGGCAUUGACUUACUGAAAAAAGAUAAGUCCCGGAAAAGAUCUUGCUCUCCAGAUGGCAAAGAAUCUCCAAGUGAUAAGAAAUCCAAAACUGAUGGUUCCCAGAAGACUGAAAGUACAACCGAAGGUAAAGAACAAGAAGAGAAAUCAGGAGAAGAUGGUGAAAAAGAUACAAAGGAUGACCAGGCAGAACAAGAACCUAACAUGCUUCUUGAAUCUGAAGAUGAGCUACUUGUAGAUGAAGAAGAGGCAGCAGCACUGCUAGAAAGUGGCAGUUCAGUGGGAGAUGAGACAGAUCUUGCUAAUUUAGGGGAUGUGGCAUCUGAUGGGAAAAAGGAACCUUCCGAAAAAGUUGUGAAAAAAGAUGCAAAUGCGAGUGCUUCAGCAACUGCGAAGAAAAAGCUUAAAAAGGUGGACAAGAUCGAGGAACUUGACCAAGAAAAGAAUGGAAUUAAAAAUGAGGAAAAUGCAGAACCAGGUGCUGAAUCUGCUGAGAAUGCUGAUGAUCCCAAAAAAGAUACAAGUGAAAACGCAGAUGGCCAAAGUGAUGAAAACAAGGAGGACUAUACAAUCCCAGAUGAGUAUAGAAUUGGACCAUAUCAGCCCAAUGUUCCUGUUGGUAUAGACUAUGUGAUACCUAAAACAGGGUUUUACGGUAAGCUGUGUUCACUCUUUUAUACAAAUGAAGAAGUUGCAAAGAAUACUCAUUGCAGCAGCCUUCCUCAUUAUCAGAAAUUAAAGAAAUUUCUGAAUAAAUUGGCAGAAGAACGCAGGCAGAAGAAGGAAGCUUAAGAUUGCAAGAAGCUUAAUGAUUUCAAAGAAAAUAAUGGUUCUUUGUUUUUAAAUGUUAACCUUUUUUAAAUACAAUACAGAUAGUUAGAAGAAAACUAUUGUACUCUUUUGUUAUAGUGGAAAAAUAAUAGACGUCUGUUCAUGUGUUAAGUGUUAUAGCAAAAAUACAUAUACGGUUAAGUUAAUGAAGAAUUGUUUUUGUUUUAUCAAAAUGGUAACAGACAGAAAUACUUGGUAGAGACUGACUUCAUAUGCUACUUAAGACACUUGCACCACUAAGAAAGAUAGGUAGAAACAUUCAGAGAAAUGAAAUUUAGUAGUUCCAAGCUUCAAAGAAAUGUCAAAACUUUUGAUUCCAUUCAAUAAAGAACAAAACCAAUUGUAUUUUUAUUACUUUCAUCUGAAACAUUCCACAUUUUAAUCUGAGCCUUGCAGACUUUUCAUCUGCAGUUCGAAGCAUUUUCGGUCUUGUUUCAUUUUUUGAGAACUUCAUUAAUGUGAGAUUGGUAAUUAAAAUGCAGGUGCAGUUUUCUUUUAAUGUCAUGCUGUUUAGGUAAUAAGAAAUAUUAAGUAAUUGGCUUUAGAUUUUGUAAUUUUUUCCCUAAGUUCCUGCUAGAUUUCAUAUUCUAGUAGUCAGUGUAUUUUUCAGUGAAAUAUAAAAAUAUUCCCAUUCUCUUUGACCAGUAUUAAUUUCUUGAGAUAUUGCUUGUCACUUGAAUCCUGUAGCUGUCAUACAUCUGGUAUAAGCACAUUUGAUUUUUGAAGUGUGUAGACCACCUCUUCAUAUUUUCAAGACGUAAUUUUACAUUUCUGCAUUUUAAAAACAGUUUGGCCAUAA
This is a messenger RNA of Physeter macrocephalus (sperm whale), 3385 nucleotides long. RefSeq names its product matrin-3-like. NCBI's taxonomy places the organism in Eukaryota, Metazoa, Chordata, Mammalia, Artiodactyla, Physeteridae. Gene Ontology annotation, molecular function: RNA binding; zinc ion binding. Gene Ontology annotation, cellular component: nucleus. The record is from RefSeq and is a predicted model, not a curated record.